Molecule: messenger RNA, 5976 nt
Organism: Penicillium nucicola
Lineage: Eukaryota; Fungi; Ascomycota; Eurotiomycetes; Eurotiales; Aspergillaceae
Product: putative filament-forming protein (Tpr/p270)
Exons: 2
Coding region: 1-5976 (1991 amino acids)
Biological process (GO): mRNA export from nucleus; protein import into nucleus
Cellular component (GO): nuclear pore
Molecular function (GO): structural constituent of nuclear pore
Source: RefSeq, a predicted model, not a curated record
AUGGCUGACACCGCCAUUCAAUUGCCAUAUUUGGCAUCUCACUACUCAGUUCCCGAAAGCACGCUUACAAGCUUGACAGAAGCCCCAACGGUGGAGCUUGUCAAUCAGCUUCUGCAGUCCAUCACCAAAAAGGCCCAUGAAUACGAUGAGCUCAAGUCCGAUAAGGAGAGCUUGAGUGUUGAGCAUGACACUUUCAAACGCAACACCGAGUUGAAGGUUACUGCUCUCAAAUCCAGCGUUGACAAGGAACACAAGGAAGUCGAGGAUCUUCGCGAGAAACUACGUGACUCUGAAACCACCCGCGCUUCAUUGGAGAAGGAAAUCUCGACACUCACAUCUUCAUCCACCUCGAACGAAUCCGACAUUACGUCCCUCAAAUCUCGCAUCUCGACCCUUGAAACCUCGAACAGAAAAUUACUUGAACAAUUCGAAUCCAAAUCUUCUGCCUAUGACGAAUUGGCACGGGAGCUUUCAGUUCAGCAUGAGCAGACCAUCGAGCUCCGACGCUCACUCUCUAAGGCGGAGCAAAAGGUCCAGACUCAUAAUUCGGAUUCAAGUCAUGCACGUUUCCGCGAACAAAGUCUUCAGCAAGAACUGGAUCUCAUCACCAAGAACAACGAAUGGUUUGAGACAGAAUUGAAGACGAAAUCUGCCGAGUACAUCAACUUCCGCAAAGAAAAGACUGCUCGGAUCUCGGAGCUCCAACGUGAAAACGAGGAGGCAAACACCACUAUCGACCAGCUCAGACGCAGCGAAAAUUCACUCAAGAGUCGUCUGGAUGAAACAGAGCAGCGGUAUGAUGAGUCUCUUGCUACCAUCCAGAAGUUGGAGGAAGAGGCGAUCCAAGCAACCGAGUCCUUCCGCAUCGAGCUCGAUAGCUCCAAUCGACUUGCUGAGUUGCAAGGAUCUGCUGCUCAGAUGGCCAAGCAACGGGCGCAAGAGUGUCAGCUCAACCUGGAGAAAGCGAAACAUGCCGCAGCUCAAGAAGUCUCUCGUCUUCGUGUGGAGCUUGAGACCGAGACAAACGAGAAAAGCACUGCGGAGGCUCGUAUUUCUGAGCUUGAGGAGGUGAUUGCGCAGAUCGAGUCUGAGACAGCAAGAGGCAGAUCUGCAAGCCCUGCUCGUUCUUUGAAUGGAGCUGGACCUAGCACACCGAUGCGUUCCAGCACCAUGCGGUUCGGCACCCCAGGUAGCACAUUCUCACCUCGCGCCUCGCGAGGCAAGGGUGGUUUGACAGUCACCCAAAUGUACUCUGAGUACGACAAGAUGCGAGCUGCCUUGGCUGCGGCGGAGAGGAACAAUCAAGAGUACCGGGCAACCAUUGACGAAAUGGUGUUAGAGCUGGAUUCCACUAGCCCUGACAUCGCGCAAAAGGAUGCAGAAAUCAACCGUCUGAACCAGGCUGUUGUGGAUAUGUCCACACUGAACGAUGCAGCCAACAGAGAAAAGGAUCAGUCGCUGAAGGAGGCACGGAAGUGGCAAGGCCAGGUCGAGGGCUUGGCUCGUGAUGGCGAUAUCCUUCGCCGUCAGCUUCGGGAUCUAGGCUCUGAAGUCAAGGUUCUUCUUUUGGAAAUUGCUCUUUUACAAAAGGGCGAAGAAUAUGACCGCGAGGAGCUUGAGAGAAUCGCACGUGGUCAAAUUGAGGAAUCCGAUGCAGACCUCAAUGCCACUGGCCGCUUUAUCAGCCAGAAUCUGACAACUUUCAAGAAUCUCCACGAACUUCAAGCGCAAAACGUCAAGCUACGACAAAUGUUGCGAGACCUUGGUGACCGACUGGAAGGCGAAGAAGCACGUGAGAAGGAGGCUACGAGAUUGAACGAAAUCGAUGAGCUCAAAGAACUUCGGGUCCGAGCCCAGACGAACUCAGAUGAGAUUGCCAACCUGACCGCGCAAAUGCAAAGCUAUGUGAAGGAGCGAGACACCUUCCGCAGCAUGCUUAUGCACAGGCAGAACGCCACCGAACAGUCUGUAUUUUCACAGUCAAUGCCGCUCGGCGCUGCUCCCGGUGCUGGUGACUUGGGACAAGAUAAUGCCGAGAUGCUUAACAAGGUCCAAGCUCAGUUCGAUGCCUACCGCGAAGACACCAACACAGAGCAUACUAAACUUCGCCAACAGGUCAAUGAACUUGCUCAUGAGAAGAGUAAGCUCCUGUCUGAGAUCAGUCGUCUCAAUGGCGCAAUUACUGCCUCCUCACGCCGCGAAGAGCUACUUCGAAGUGAGACGAACAUGCACCAAAGCGAAAAGGCUAUACUACAGGAGCGCAAUUCUCAGCUCUCUGAAAAUGCCAUCCGCCAAGGAAACCAAAUUCGCGAAGCUGCCGAGAAUCUCAUUGUUGCCGACGGCAAACAAGAGGAACUUCAGAAACAGUGCACGCAACUGAAAUCUGAAAAGGAUCGUUUGGAAAUGACUGAGAAGAGGUACAAAGAGGAGGUGGAAAAUCUCUGGGCUCAGAAGGAUGCUUUGCAAUCAUCGAACACCGAGCUUCAAGUUCACAUCGCUGAACUCAAACAAACGGAGCAAAGAUUCGAGGCCCUUGAAUCGAAGUUGAAGGAAACCAAGCUCAAGCUGAAGAACAAAGAGGAGGAGUACGAAAAGCAUAAUCUCCGCAGGGAUUACGAGCAAGAACAAUCCCAGAAGCAAAUCAACGACCUAGUGACUAGCCUGAGCUCCGUCCGUGAACAACUCGUUGCUACAAAGACAACGAGAGAUCAUCUGCAAGCCCGCGUCAACGAGCUCACCGUCGAGUUGAAGAGUGCUGAGGAGCGCGCGCGAGUGUUGCCGGCACAACCUGCAGGCCCCGCCGAGCCUCCCGUCGUCGUCCCAGAAUCCGGCGAAGGCAACGACCUGACCCCAGAGGAGGAGCUUUCGCUUGAAGUUUCCAAGCUCAAACGUGAACUAGAGUUAACAAAGGCCGAACUUGAUCACGCCAACCAAUUGGCUCAAGAUUACCAGGCGAUCAGUCAAGAGACCGAGGAACGCCUGGAGUCUGUUACUGAGACACAGGAGCAGUAUCGCCAGGAAACCGAUGCUCUUAUCAAGGAGAAAGAUGAGACGAUUCAAAGUCUCAAAACCCGAAUUGAGGAGAUCUCGGUUGAGUUGACGAACGCCAAUUCCGAGAUUUCUCAGCUCAAGGAAAAGGAAGGCGAGGCCACUCGUCACCAAGAAGAACGAGAGGCGCACUUCGAAUCGGAGAUGAGUCGCCUGAACCAGACCAUUGAGAGCCAUGCUGCUGCAGUACAAUGUCACGAAGAGGACAUGAAAGCGCAAGCAGAAAUCUCCAACCUUGCCCAGCGAAACUACGACCAGGCUCAGCAAAAUUACGAUCGAGAAUUCCUCGAACAUGCCAAAGCCGUUGAGAACCUCCAAGCAGUUCGUAACGAGGUCAACGAUUUGAAGAUUCAAAUUGUGACAUUGACAACGCAAACCGAAGCCUACAAGAAUGGCCUUGAUCAACAGGUUGAGACUAUGAAGGAAGAACGGGCCAAGCACGAGGUUGAUGUUCAUGAGCUCAAAAAGCGUCGCGAUGAGAUGCAGAAGGAGAACGACCACCUUUACACGCUGAUUGAAAAUCACAAGAGCCAGAACUUGGCACUGCGGCGUCGGACUGAAAGUUCGGAUGAGGUGUUGGAGGGCAAUGAUGUAGCCCCCGAUUCCCAAGCUGAAGAAGACAUCAUUGCCUCUUUGCGGAAUCAGCUGAAGAUCGUUCAAAACGAAUUUGAAGUUGCUGCCUUGGCAAAGGGCCGACUUGAAAAGGAGAUCGGAAGAGUCAAUUCCAGAUUCCUUGCUCUGCAGUCUUCAUAUGACACAGCACGCGAGGAUCUCGAAAAGUUCCGCUCCGAAUCUGACACUCAGGCUCGAGAGGCGAAUGAAAAGCGUCAAAGAAGUAUUGAUGAGCUGAAAGAGUCCUGCGACAAAACCACCCGCCUCUUCCAAGAUCAGGUGAAGGAGAAGGAAAACACUCUUCAACAAAAGUCAGCUCAGGUGGUUGAACUUUCGACGCAAAUCGCACGCCAUGAGUCCAGGAUUGGCGAGUUGGAGGAUGAGGCCGAGGCCAAGAACAGAGAGCUACAAUUGCUACAAGAAAGCCACGAUCAUUAUGCAAAACUCGUGCAGAACAACUCUAACGGCGAACUGGAGCAAACGCUCGCCACCCUUGAAAAUGAGAAAAACACAGCUGUAUCUGAACGAGAUGCGCUCAUUGCUGAACGCACUGGCCUUCAGGCCCAGCUAGCCGAGUCAUCUCAGAAGUUUGAUCAGGCCCAAGAGCAGUGGAAGAGCAGACGAAACGAUCUUAUUGAACAGGCCAAGGCGCGUUCCAAGGACCAAACGAAUCGUAUCAACAAUAUCUCAGCCGAACUCAAGAUGGCCUUGGAGAGCAAGGAAGUCAUUCAGCAGGAACUUCAGAUCACCAAGGAUGAACUGGAGAAAGUUAAGGCUAAGGCCUCAGUUGCGUCACCCGCAUCUGCAUCUGCAUCCGCGCCUGCUGAAGCAACGGCACCUGCUGAAGUAACAACACCUGCUGAAGUAACAACACCUGCUGCCGCCACUGUCAACCCUACUCCAGCUUCACAGUUCCCCACCGCCACUGUAUCAGUCCCCGUUCCCGUUGAUCACCAACGGGUCCAGGCCCUCGAACAGAAAAUUCAAAGCCUCGAGCAGAAGAUCCAACGCCUUGAAGCUGCCCUUGCCGAGAAGGAACGCGAGCACGAUGCUAAGAUCCAAGAAUACAAGACUCAGCUUGAUAAUGCCGUUGCCGCUCAUCGACAGGAGGUUGAAAAAAUGGCUAAUGGUGAACAGCCUGUUCCGGAUGUGGCUGGUGGUGUUCCUGAUCAAACACCUGCAACGCCCUCCAAGCCAGUGGAAACUCCCGAUAUUACCUCCGCCCAAAUGACCGAGGCCUUGGCCCAAGUGACUGAGGCUCAAGCGAAGCAGAUCUGUCAAAACACCAAACCCUUCCGUGAAGUCCUCGUUAAAUUCCUCCGCAACAAGGUCGACCAGAAGGACAAGGAACAUACACAAAUCCUCAGCCAAAAGGACGCGGAAUUCACACAACAGCUUAAGAAGAAAGACAAUGAAGUCAAGCUGGCUGGACAGAAGCCACUCGUGCAGAUAAGCAUGCUCGAGAAAAGACUCAGCAAUGCGAAUGCCAAGAUCGAGGUUGUGAAGAUAGCUGCUACAGAAACCCCAGAAAAGGCCGUAGCUCAAGUCUGGGAGGUCGCACAGAAAGCCCAGCCUGUACCUACUGUCAAACCAACAGCAACUACACCCUCGGCCCAACCUGCCUCUCCAGCACCAGUCCCGGUCCAACAAGCGCCGGUGGCCCCUUCUUCGGCUGCUCCUGCCCCUGUCCCUGUUGCAUCCGUUCCCGCUGUCGUUCCAACUGUUGUUCCAGCUGUCGCCCCAGCUUCUGCAGUUCAAGUCUCCCCUAGUCCUGCAUCCGAACAGGGACAGGUUCAGCCCCCCCAGAACCCUCCCGCUCAAUUCGGUCAAUCGCAACACGACCAGAGCCAGCAAGCUUCCAAUCUGCCAAACAAACCUCCUGCAGGCAAUCCACCAGGAUUGAUGCGCGCUCUGCAAUCAGGACUUCCAAUUGCCAGAGGUGGACGUGGGGUCCGCGGUGGCGGUCAGCAAUUUGGCCACGCUCAACAAAAUGACCAGCAAGGUCAAAAUCAAGCUCAAGUCCAACGUGGCGGGGGAGCUCAACGAGGAAGAGGUGGCCGUGGAGGACAAGGUCGUGGUGGUAACCAAAACACCAACGCCCAGUCCCAAACACAAGCCCAACCCCAACACCAACACCCAAAUCAACCGGUGAAUGCCAACCGGGGUAACCUCAGCGCCUCGGCUCGCCAGUUCAUUCCGCAGGGCAACAAGCGCUCUCGUGAUGAAGGCUCUGACAAUGCAAAUGAGGCCGCAAACGCUGGCAAGCGACAGAGAGGUGGCGGUGGACAACAGCCUCGCGGUGGAGGCUCCUCUUAA